UUCAUCCUGCCCUUUUAAUACUUUUGUAUCUGUAGAUCUUCAUAUUUCUCUAAGUUCUUCCACCCAAAUUGUCUUUUAAGCCCACCUUGGCCAUUCUCACAGACUAGGCCUUUGAUUUUUUCUCCCCCCUCCUUCUGCUCAACAACAUGAGCGUGGAUCUAGCUUCUCCCCAAAGCCUGCCUUGCCCUGAAACAGACAAUUCUCGUGAGUCUUCACCAAUGCCGGAGAUUUAUGAGGCUGAAAAAAACUAUGCAUCCUUGCAAAUGUCGUCUGCUGAGGUGCACCAGCCAGAGACAGUCUCUCCUCUUCCUUCCUCUGUGGAUCUGCUUAUUCAGGAUAGCCCCGACUCUUCCACCAGUCCCAAAGUAAAACUACCCAUGUCUGGAGGGAAGAGCGCAGGGAGGAAGGAAGAUGAGGGCCAGGUGAAGAAACAGAAGAUCAGAACCGUGUUCUCUCAGACCCAGCUGUGUAUACUCAAUGAUAGAUUUCAAAAACAGAAAUACCUCAGUCUCCAGCAGAUGCAAGAACUUUCCAACAUUCUGAACCUCAGCUACAAACAGGUUAAGACCUGGUUCCAGAACCAGAGAAUGAAAUGUAAGAAGUGGCAGAAAAACACCAACUGGUCAAAGAAUGGCAACAGUGUGAUCCAGAAGGGCUCAGCACCUACAGAAUUCCCAGGACUCUACUCUUCCUAUCCCCAAGGUUGCUUGGCGAACACUUCCGGUAACUUCCCCAUGUGGAGCAAUCAGACCUGGAACAGUCCAAUUUGGAGCAGCCAUUCCUGGAGCAGCCAGCACUGGUACACCCAAGCCUGGAAUAAUAACCCAGUCUGGAACAAUCAGUUCCAGAACAGUGGAGAGGAAUCCCUGCAGCUCCAGGUCCAAUUCCAGCAAAAUUCUCCUGCCAGUGAUUUGGAGGCCACCUUGGGAAGUGCUGGGGAAAACCAUAAUGUAAUAGAGCAAGCUGCUAAAUAUUUUAGUACCCUACACACCAUGGAUUUAUUCCCAAAUUACUUCAUGAAUACCCAGCCUGAAGAUGUAUGAAGAUAAGGGUGAAGAUGGGUAUAGACUACAAGCUCAAUCUGGGCAGAGGCUGCAUUACUUCUUUCCUUGCAGAAUUAUUUUGAAAGCUGUGUGUCUGACUUUAUUCAUUGGGUAACUGGGGUGGGUAUAGGUAUGUUAUGAGUCUAAUCAGAGAUUUCAAAGAUUUAAAAAAUUCAGUAGUAAUGGGCCAGAUGACCUUGGCUGUUUUGGACAACAUACAGGAUGAGAUAGAUGUUUGUGACUAUAGAGAAGUAGAUAUAAUAUUAGUUUGGAUAUCUUUAGGAUCUAGCCUCAAGAAUAGGAAGUAAAAGUAUAAAAAUGUGUGAUGGAG
Messenger RNA from Choloepus didactylus (southern two-toed sloth), 1374 nucleotides. It is a transcript of the gene NANOG, whose product is annotated as Nanog homeobox. The record is from RefSeq and is a predicted model, not a curated record. Gene Ontology annotation, molecular function: RNA polymerase II cis-regulatory region sequence-specific DNA binding; DNA-binding transcription factor activity, RNA polymerase II-specific. Gene Ontology annotation, biological process: regulation of transcription by RNA polymerase II. The transcript has 4 exons. Bases 147 to 1043 code for a protein of 298 amino acids. Lineage: Eukaryota; Metazoa; Chordata; Mammalia; Pilosa; Megalonychidae.